AUGCAUUCUGCACUCAGACCAAAACCUCCUGUCAAAUUACCUCCAUCAUUAAUUCCAUCAUGUACAACACAUAUUAAAAAACCAUCUAUAAGUCAAAAUAAUCAUCAUGAAAAAUCCAUCAUUAAUACAAAUGAACAUCAUUUAAAAGCAAUUAUUAAUGGCUAUAAAAAUAUCGAAUUAAAUAAUUCCAUAUCAGAAAAAUGUAUUUGGUCAUUAGGUUUAAUUAAUUCCAAAGGAAAAUAUCUAACAGCUGAAACUUUUGGAUGUAAAAUAAAUGCGACUGGAACAUGUUUAAAAAAGAAACAAAAAUGGAGAAUUAUUUAUAAUAUUCAAAAUGAUUGUAUUUAUCUUCAAUCUUCACUUCAUCAUUAUUUAUCAACAGAUAAAUAUGGUCGUUUAAAAUGUGAUGCAUUCGAUAUGGAUAAUGAUUGUCGUUUUCAACUUGAAUAUAAUCAAAAUGGACAAUGGGCAUUUAAAUCGUUAACUUAUGGCAUGUAUCUUGGUGGAGAUAUUGAUCAACUUCAUUGUUUUAGUAAAAUACCGGAAUGGUGGUCACCUCAUUUAGCUCUUCAUCCACAAAUUAAUCUAAAACAUGUUAUUCGUAAACGUUAUGCUAAAUUAGAUAAUGAUGAAAUUCAUAUAGAUGAUAUUAUUCCAUGGGGUAGUGAAGCUAUACUUACAGUUGAAUAUGCGAAUGGUCAAUAUUAUAUUCAAUCAAAUAAUGGACUUUAUUUUCAUAAAGAUGGAAAAUUAAUUGGAAAAAAAACUGCUGAAACAUUAUUUACAAUUGAACUUUAUAAAGGAUAUUUAACAUUUAAAGAUUGUAAUCAAUGUUAUUUAACAGCUAUUGGUCCAUUAGGUAUAAUGACAACACGAAAUAAAAUAGCUGGUAAAGAUGAACAAUUUCUAUUAGAAGAAAGUAAACAACAAAUAUGUUUAAUUGCAUCAAAUGGUAAACUUGUAUCAAUAAAACAAGGUGUUGAUUUAUCAGCAAAUCAAUGUGAACGUGAUCAUAGUAGUAUAUUUCAACUUGAAUAUGAUGAGAAUUUAGAACUUUAUCAUUUACGAACUUAUAAUAAUAAAUAUUGGAAAUUAGAAGGUUAUGGUGUACAAGCAACAGCAGAUAAACGAUCGAUAGAAACUGGUUUUUAUAUUCAAUCAACAACUAAUGGACAUGUAGUAUUUCAAGCAUCGAAUGGAAAAUAUAUAAUUCCUCAUGCAACUGGACAUAUGCGUGCUAUUGGUGAUCAAAUUAAUUUAAAUGAAAAUUCAUUCUUAUUAAAAUUUAUUAAUCGACCAUUUUGUGUAUUUAAAUGUGAUUUUGGAUAUGUUUCUUAUAGAAAUAAACAAUCACGUUUACUUGAAUGUAAUAAAUCUAUAUUUACAUUAUUUACACUUGAAGAAUCAGAUGAUGGAAUUGUGCAUUUUAAAGGAUCAGAUGGAAUGUAUUGGGAAAUAUUAAGUGAUUUAACUAUUAGUGUUACUGGACAUGAACCAUCAAAGUUUAUGUUAGAAUUAUGUUCAACACAUUCAAGAAUUAUUAUAAAAGCACCUAAUGGAAUGUAUUUACGAGCUGAACAAAAUGGAAGUAUACAAGCAACAUGUGAAUAUAGUCGACAAGCAACACAAUGGGAAUUUUAA
Messenger RNA from Adineta steineri, 1641 nucleotides. The record is from the annotation of a GenBank genome assembly. NCBI's taxonomy places the organism in Eukaryota, Metazoa, Rotifera, Eurotatoria, Adinetida, Adinetidae.